UAAGAUGGCCGCUCUCAGUCUUCUCCCUGUUGCAAAUAGCUUACAGAUUGAACACAUUACAAGUUAUCUCUCUUUUUUACUAAAAUCAAGAUGACAAAACGAACACUGUUCAGAAGUAUUAAAAUUCAAAAUUUUCACCAAUAUAAAUUUCAGCACUGACUUUUGCUUCCAUUUUUAUAUCAACAAACAAGCCUAAUGGAUCAAACAAGUUACUCCCAUACCAAGGAUCAGAGAUCCAGUGAUAAAAACUCUGUCCCUUAUACCUCAUGUUCAAGAACUGAAGAAGAGAUCCAGAGAAGAAGAGAAGAAUGGAAAUGUCAGCAAGAGUUAGAGAAGGAACAUGAGAGAUUAAAACAACAAAAAAUUGAAGAAUGGAGAAGAAAACGGGCCCAAGAGCUGGGUAAAAGAAGCUCUAGUGACUCUCCUCCUCAUCAUCAUACAGGAAGAUCUUCAACAAGUCAAUAUCUAUCUACUUUCAAAGAAAAAUCAAACAGAGAAAAACCCCUGUUCAAAGGUCCAGAUGGUGCACCCAUUAAUUCGACAGAGUUACGUCAAAUUAAAGUUAAUAUUCGCAGAAACAUCCCUAUUCCUGAAAUAAAACGAGACAUACCUAAUAUUGAUGAUGUGAUUAUCUGGAGAAGAGAUGGAGAAGGAUCUAAAUCAAUAUUUGAUAGAACGGAAAUAAAGCAGGGAAUUAUUAAAGGCGAUGAAGAGAAAGAACACCAUACCGUUAUGACAAUAAAAGAUCAGUCAGGUUCUACCAAAUCACGAGCAUCAAGAAAGCGAUCUCUUUCACCGAGUUCAAGUAGGAUUCGUUACAGUCCCCAAUCUCAAUCUUACAGUCACUCCAGGUCAUUUAUAGAAGUUACAUAUUGUAAUGAUAGAUAUCGUGAGAAAUCACGCGAACGUUCUCGUGAAAGCAGAGAUACAGAAAGAAGCAGAGAUAGAGACAGAGACAGAGACAGAGACAGAGACAGAAUCAGAGAUAGAGAUAGAGAUAGAGAUAGAGAUAGGGACAGGGACAGGGAUAGGGAUAGGGAUAGGGAUAGAGAAAGAGAGAGAGAUAGAGACAGAGACAGAGAUCGGGACAGAGAUAGAUACAUUGAACGGAGAGAUGUAGAAAAUUACACCGGACCACUACAACUGUAUUCAGCAGAUUCUCUUCAUCCCUACAACUUUCCGAGACCAAUUAUUCCUAUAGUGGGCCCUAUGGUUCCACUACCAAGAGGAUUUAGACAAGUUUCUCCUUUAGGAAGAAUUCGAUAUCCUCCUCCAGUAGGACCGAUCAGACUACCAUAUCCUGGUCCGACUAUGUAUAGAUAUCGUGCUCCAUAUACAAAGUAAUCUAAAUGUAAUGUAAGUGUAAGGAUUUUCUUUGUGUGCUAUUUUGUUUGUAUGCAUCAUCCUUAUACAGGUGAUUUGAAAACUUUCAAAUUGUGUAGCUGAUUGAUUCUAUCAUGUUUUAAUUUAAAUUAAGAUUGAGAAAGUAAACAAUUGAGAUAUUUAUUGAUUGUUCGGUUUUGCUGUACGCUUUGUUAUUUUAUGAUAUAAAAAUAUAUAAUAUAUAUACAUGUGCGAAUAUAUACAGGGUGUAAUUACUCCUUUAUCAUAU
Molecule: messenger RNA, 1612 nt
Organism: Pseudomyrmex gracilis
Lineage: Eukaryota; Metazoa; Arthropoda; Insecta; Hymenoptera; Formicidae
Exons: 7
Coding region: 196-1344 (382 amino acids)
Source: RefSeq, a predicted model, not a curated record